Archocentrus centrarchus (flier cichlid) is the source of this 929-nucleotide messenger RNA. Its product is annotated as glycine receptor subunit alpha-3-like. Gene Ontology annotation, cellular component: membrane. Gene Ontology annotation, biological process: monoatomic ion transport. The record is from RefSeq and is a predicted model, not a curated record. Lineage: Eukaryota; Metazoa; Chordata; Actinopteri; Cichliformes; Cichlidae. The transcript is spliced from 3 exons. Bases 85 to 522 code for a protein of 145 amino acids.
GUGAGGGUUUGGUUGCAUUUUCUUCUCCUUUCUGCUGCAGAUUUAGGCUUUCAGGUCUCUUAUGUGAAGGCCAUAGACAUCUGGAUGGCUGUGUGUCUUCUCUUCGUCUUCUCUGCACUGUUGGAGUACGCCGCCGUCAACUUUGUGUCACGGCAACACAAAGAGCUGCUGCGCUUCAGACGGCACAACAAGAAUAAGAGCAAGGAAGUACAUGAGAGCAGGCUGACCUCUGCAGCUGCCGUGACCUCCACUCCCAGCAACAGCAAGGACUCGAAGGCCAGCGCCAACAACGCCGUGACUGCGCUGAACACCCCGGGAGCCACAACGAACACUACCCAGAAUGCACCUGGAGUAGGUGGUGGGGGUAAAAGCACGGAAGAAAUGAGGAAGCUAUUCAUCGACCGAGCCAAAAAGAUUGACACUGUGUCGAGGGCCGGCUUCCCUCUGGCCUUCCUCUUCUUCAACAUAUUCUACUGGGUCCUGUACAAGAUACUGCGACAUGAAGACGUGCAUAAGCAGUAGAGACAGAAAGAACACCAGUUAUUCAUAUACUCUGUGCACACACAAGCAUCUGUGUACUUCAUAAGAGGACACUUCAUCAGCUACAUUUGUUUCCUUUUCCCUUAACCUCAGCCCUGCGAGCAGUCAGGAUGACCUCUGUACUUAAAUCUGUGACAGCAUGAAGAAUUAGCGGAGGAUAGAAUAGUCAGAUCUUAAAAUGCCUGAAAACCAUGAACAACGUUAAAAAUAAUCUGAUAAUAAUUCUGAUAAUCUUUGAUAAGAAUUCUGUGACUAGUUUUGUGGCAUUAAAGUUAAAAAUGAGAGGGAGUAUUGAAGAGCGCGUGGCAGACGUGACUAGCACAGAAAGCUCUCGUUUAUGACUGAGUCAUAACAGCCAUGUGGAAUUUAUUAUUUCUGGUCUAAUGAUA